Molecule: messenger RNA, 2808 nt
Organism: Capsella rubella
Lineage: Eukaryota; Viridiplantae; Streptophyta; Magnoliopsida; Brassicales; Brassicaceae
Product: GTP cyclohydrolase 1
Exons: 2
Coding region: 1210-2610 (466 amino acids)
Biological process (GO): tetrahydrobiopterin biosynthetic process; tetrahydrofolate biosynthetic process
Cellular component (GO): cytoplasm
Molecular function (GO): zinc ion binding; GTP binding; GTP cyclohydrolase I activity
Source: RefSeq, a predicted model, not a curated record
CCUUUUGCAAAUCGUCUCAUUAUACUCACGUUCUCUUUAGCCCUUAUAAUGUACUCGUAAACGUAUAACAGUAGUAAACUUAUAAGCGUAUAACAGUAUACGAAAACUGUUACUCAUCUACAAAUUUGGGAUAAGUCGGAUCAUACUUACAAUAAUGCCUUUUUGUUUGUUUGUUUAUAAAGUGUUAGUUCUAUACGAUUACAUGGUUUUAAAAUGGUAUGUUUUAUUUUUAUUUCCGGUCCUAUUAAAAAGUAUAUAAAGUAGAGCAAGCGAUCUAGAGUUUAAUAAAUCUAGUCUACUAGAUUAGUAGUUUGAUCGAGUCUUAAAUACAGUAUAUAUAUUUGCUAGGGGUCAAAAACCUUGGAGUCUUAAAUAUAUAGUAGAAUUGAUAACCGUUUAAUAAUUAGAUGUGGUUUAGAUUCGGUUCAUGUUAAAAAGUUAUACAAAAGUAAAUCUAUUUAGAGAGUACAAACAGGAUGAUAAACAUUACACUAUAAGUUAUACAAACAAGAUAUAUGUAGCUAGGGUAUAUGUAACUGUAAUAGAGUAGUAGUAUAUAUUUAUUUGAGAUGAACAAGUUGAAAGGGUUUGGUGAAAUUUGAAAGUCUUAGCCGCCUUAUAUAUAUAGAUUACAUAAAAAAUAAAAAAAACUAGUACAAUUUUUUUUUUUUUUUUUUAAUGUGGAGAUGCUAAGCAUUACGCAUUCCGAUACGCGAGUUGUUGUUGUUAAUGGAGAAAAUUAAAAAUGAGUAGAAAUAUUAUAAAAAAAUUAAAAAUCUCUAUAAAAAAAAAAAAAUGAAGGAAGCCAUGAAGGAAUAUACAAAUCCACAUAUUCCUGGAUCAACGGGAACCCUUCGUUUCUUCCCACCCGCGUGAUUGUGUAUUAUCCCGUUUCUCUAAGCUUUCCGGGAUUAAUCAUUUCACCUUUUUCUGGGAAGAUAACGUCGUGGGGGGGUGAGAAUUUUAGUGGGCAUCUUUCCAAAUUCUCCAAGUUUUAUUCCUUUGUCCCUUUCCUAGUUUGGUGAUUCAUUACAUCAACGACGACUCAAUUCGUUCUUAAUCCGGAUUUGCGGAUUCGUUUUUUUCAAAAUAAAAAUUUAAAAAAAACCACCACCCACUUGUACGGAUUCUCCUUUGGAUCGAGUAUUGCUGAUUUGUGAUUGAUUUCUUGUUUUGUGGAUCGGAUCUGGUUUGGGGUGGCUUUUGUCAAUGGGCGCUUUAGAUGAGGGACAUUUGAAACUUGAGCUUGACAUUGGAAUGAAAAAUGGCUGCAUUGAGCUUGCUUUCGAGCACCAACCUGAGACUUUAGCUAUCCAAGACGCUGUCAAGCUUCUCUUGCAAGGUCUUCAUGAAGAUGUCAACAGGGAAGGCAUCAAAAAGACUCCUUUCCGUGUCGCCAAGGCCCUUCGCGAAGGCACCAGAGGUUAUAAGCAAAAAGUAAAGGAUUAUGUGCAGACUGCUCUGUUUCCAGAAGCAGGGUUGGAUGAAGGAGUUGGGCAAGCAGGAGGAGUGGGAGGACUUGUUGUUGUACGAGAUCUUGAUCAUUACUCUUACUGUGAAUCCUGCUUGGUUCCUUUUCAUGUCAAGUGUCACAUUGGUUAUGUCCCAUCGGGCCAACGUGUUUUAGGACUGAGUAAGUUCUCUAGAGUCACUGAUGUUUUCGCCAAGCGGCUCCAAGACCCUCAGCGUUUGGCUGAUGAUAUUUGUUCUGCCCUCCAACAUUGGGUCAAACCAGCUGGAGUCGCUGUUGUUCUCGAAUGCUCUCACAUUCACUUCCCCAGUCUGGACUUGGAUUCUCUGGACUUGUCCACCCACCGUGGAUUUGUGAAGCUCCUGGUUUCCUCGGGCUCAGGAGUUUUCGAGGAUGAAAGCUCGGAUCUUUGGGGUGAAUUUCUGAGUUUUUUGAUGUUCAAAGGCGUAAAAACGCAAGCUUUGUGCAGAAAUGGCGGCCCUGUGAAAGAGUGGUGUCCGAGCGUUAAAAGCUCGUCUAAAUUCUCACCUGAAGAAGACCCGGAAAUGGUUUCUGCUGUUAUUUCCAUCCUUAAAUCAGUGGGAGAAGAUCCGUUAAGGAAGGAACUCAUUGCUACACCCUCUCGGUUCCUCAAAUGGAUGAUGAACUUCCAAAGAGCCAACCUCGACAUGAAGCUAAACAACUUUAACUCUGCCAAAGUCAACGGCGAGGUCAAAGAGAAGAGGUUGCACUGUGAACUGAACAUUCCCUUCUGGUCAAUGUGUGAGCAUCAUUUGCUUCCUUUCUAUGGAGUUGUUCAUAUUGGUUACUUUUGUGCUGAAGGAUCCAACCCCAAUCCUAUUGGAAGUUCCCUCAUGAAAUCGAUUGUACACUUUUACGGGUUCAAACUUCAAGUGCAAGAGAGGAUGACUCGGCAGAUCGCUGAGACGCUAGCGCCUCUUGUUGACGGGGAUGUGAUUGUUGUGGCUGAAGCCGGGCAUACUUGUAUGAUCUCUAGAGGAAUCGAGAAGUUUGGAAGCAGCACUGCGACCAUUGCGGUUUUGGGUCGGUUUUCGAAUGAAAAUUCCGCCAGAGUAGUGUUCCUAGACAAGAUCCAUACAGCAAAUGCCUUGAAGACAGAUUCAUGCUCUCCAUUUUGAGACGGUUACAUGUCUGUUUGUUGUCUUUUUUAUGCUUCUGUUUUACUUUUCUUUAUAUGAUAAACACUUCAAAGUCGCUAAACUUUGAAGCAAACCGAUGAUUUCUUGGGUUUUGAUUUUUCUCUAUAUCUAUCAUGUUAGUUGUGAUAUUCUAUUAAUAUAUAUAUAUACGGUUUUCGUCAGCCGUACUGUUUACAA